GUACUCCUUGUCCUUGUAAUUUUUCUAGGUUUUCAUUUUUUCACCUUACGAAACCACCUCUCAUCAAUAUCUACUUCUGAUUAUUUAUUAUUAUUAUUAUUGGUCUUGUGGGUCUUCCUGUGGGUUCUUGCUACUUCUGCAUAAUAUACUAUGCUAGGUUCUCUAAAUUCUUCUUCUUCUCAUGACCAAGAAGAAGAGGAAGCCAUAGAUCUGCAGUACCAGCUGAUGCCACGGGCAUCGCCUGUAGCAUCCGGAGGAACUACUUCUGGGUUCACCUCCUCAGCUAACCACAUGCGCCAAUUGCUCAUCACCUGUGCAGAGCUCAUCUCUCAGUCUGACUUCUCCGCCGCCCACCGCCUUAUCUCUGUUUUGUCUGCUAAUUCUUCCCCUUACGGUGACUCUAGGGAGAGGUUGGUUCACCAGUUUGUUAAGGCACUUUCUCUCCGCCUCAAUCCCCAUGGCGCUGCCAUGACCAGAGUCUUGAUGAAUAUUGCAAAUCCUUCUGCUGCUGUUGGUGGUGGCGGUGGUGGUGCUAGCAGUGUCACAGCCAGUGCUGUUAAUGUGGGUUCUUUGAUUACUAGGGAGUCCGAGGAGGAAGCUCUUCAAUCUUGCUAUCUUUCCCUUAACCAAAUAACCCCAUUUAUAAGGUUCAGCCAUUUAACGGCAAAUCAGGCAAUCUUGGAAGCCAUAGAAGUAGGGCAACAAGCCAUUCACAUCAUAGAUUUUGAUAUUGUGCAUGGAGUGCAAUGGCCUCCAUUGAUGCAGGCCUUAGCAGAGCGCUCCAGCAACAACAUUUACCCUCCUCCCAUGCUCCGAAUCACCGGAACUGGCCAUGAUCUGAACAUUCUCGACAGGACUGGAGACCGUCUUUUGAAGUUUGCUCAGUCUCUAGGCCUCAAAUUCCAAUUUCAUCCUCUUCUCCUCCCGAACAAUGAUGCUUCUUCUCUUCCCUCUGCCAUUACCCUUCUACCAGAUGAAGCCCUGGCGGUUAACUGCGUCCUCUAUUUGCACAGGCUCUUAAAAAAUGACUCUCGAGACCUUCGUAUCUUUCUCCACAGAAUAAAGGCCUUGAACCCCAAGGUGGUUACUAUAGCAGAAAGGGAAGCUAACCACAACCACCCAUUCUUCUUGCAGAGAUUCUUGGAGGCUUUGGAACACUACGCUGCUCUCUUCGACUCCUUGGAGGCAACCCUGCCACCCAACAGCAGGGAGAGGCUGGCCGUAGAGCAGAUAUGGUUUGGGAAAGAGAUCAUGGACAUAGUGGCAGCAGAGGGAGAAGAAAGAAGAGAACGGCAUGAAAGGUUUGAAUCAUGGGAAAUGAUUCUAAGGAGCGCUGGCUUCACCAAUGUUCCGUUGAGCCCUUUUGCACUCUCGCAGGCCAAGCUCCUCCUGCGGCUCCAUUAUCCUUCUGAGGGUUACCACCUACAGAUUCUCAACAAUUCUUUCUUCUUAGGUUGGCAGAAUCAUGCUCUUUUCUCAGUCUCUUCCUGGCACUGAUCAUUACCCAAUAAGUAUUAAGAGCCCUGAGCUAAUUAAACCCAACCACUAUCAAUGCCCACAAGAAGAAAAGAGGAGAAGAUAGCUAGUGGAUAUAUAAUUUAUGGAGUGAGUAAAAUCUUUUCUUUCUGCUCAUUCAUAUUUGCUUUAUCAUUACUCAUUAGAGUUUAGAGUUUAUUAAUUUCUAUAGCUAUGACCCACAACCAGCAGUAUUCCCACUAUUAACUUGAAAAAAAAAAAAAAAAAAAAAAAAAAACUCCUCCAAUAUACAAACCUCUUUUCUCAGCCUACAUUGAUAUUAAGAUGAAAAUGCUGUGGUGAUGAUUAGUGUAGUGUGUGCAUGCAUGGGCAUCCAAGCUCUGGCCAUCUGAAUCUGAAACGUUGCAUGAAUGAUUUUUGGAAGGAAUCAACAAGCAGCUAGCUGGUAGCUUCAUCCAUAGACACAUUACAAAUGACACAACAUUUCUUUGAUGGGUUAAUUUCUUCUAUCUCGAGGAGCUGAAACUGAUAAUGAUUUAUUUGAUAUUUGAUAUAUAUAUUUAUACACUUAAUUAUA
Molecule: messenger RNA, 2053 nt
Organism: Hevea brasiliensis (rubber tree)
Lineage: Eukaryota; Viridiplantae; Streptophyta; Magnoliopsida; Malpighiales; Euphorbiaceae
Product: scarecrow-like protein 18
Exons: 1
Coding region: 151-1497 (448 amino acids)
Biological process (GO): meristem initiation; regulation of DNA-templated transcription
Cellular component (GO): nucleus
Molecular function (GO): sequence-specific DNA binding; DNA-binding transcription factor activity
Source: RefSeq, a predicted model, not a curated record